GUCGUGUGUUCAACAAAGGAAACUACGCGCUGAACUCCUUGAUAAUCGCUGAAGUUGCAGAAAACAUCACCCGCUGCUAUCAGAUAUCAGUCACAAUGGACUCCACAACUGCUCAGGUACUUGACUCGUUCACGGAUAACCUGGUAUCCACAAGAUCGACCGAAGACGACGAUAACCACUCAAUCGACGACGAUGAGUUUCUCGAUUUGUUGGAAGAGGACGAUAGCGGAGUUUUGGGCGCGCUGAGAGAGCAGAGAAUGCAGGAGCUUCACUCACAAAUGAAGGAGGCGAGACGGUUUUAUGAUUCAGGACAUGGAGUGUUAACGGAGGUUAACUCGGAGAAGGAGGUUAUGGAAAUUACCACAUCAACGAAAUGUACAGUGGUACACUUCUUCCACCCCUCCUUCAAACGGUGCCAGAUAAUGACCGAACGGUUGAAGACAUUAACCGCUAAGCACAUGGAAACAAGAUUUAUCAGCGUCAAUGUCGACAAUGCUACAUUCUUGAUCGUACGACUGAAAAUCAAGGUCCUGCCGUGUGUCAUGGCAUUUAUCGACGGCAAAGAAGUCCUGCGACUUGUCGGGUUUGAGAAGCUGGGUAACUCAGAUGAUUUUGACCCGGCGGUGCUGGAGUUUCAGCUACAGAACUGCGGUAUGUUGUUUCCCAUCCAGAGUAUACUAUAAAGCAGCUGCAGAUCACUAACGACGAAAUUACAUCUAGGAGUCAUCAAGCGGAAACUGGGAAAGCUCAGAGAAGGACAGUCAGCCUCGUCAAAUACGAUUGGCAAACGGUCCGGCAAUGACAGCGAGGAAGACGAUUUCUGGGAUUAGUCUGCAGCAACACGAGCUGUUUUAGUAGAUCUAGACAAUAAACAUACAUCAAUUAUUCCUUC
This is a messenger RNA of Myxozyma melibiosi, 892 nucleotides long. Its product is annotated as thioredoxin-like protein. The transcript has 4 exons. The coding region runs from base 96 to 683 and encodes 195 amino acids. NCBI's taxonomy places the organism in Eukaryota, Fungi, Ascomycota, Lipomycetes, Lipomycetales, Lipomycetaceae. Gene Ontology annotation, cellular component: cytoplasm. The record is from RefSeq and is a predicted model, not a curated record.